Messenger RNA from Hypanus sabinus (Atlantic stingray), 1814 nucleotides. Its product is annotated as mitochondrial import receptor subunit TOM40 homolog. Gene Ontology annotation, biological process: protein import into mitochondrial matrix. Lineage: Eukaryota; Metazoa; Chordata; Chondrichthyes; Myliobatiformes; Dasyatidae. Bases 158 to 1186 code for a protein of 342 amino acids. The transcript is spliced from 9 exons. Gene Ontology annotation, cellular component: mitochondrial outer membrane translocase complex; mitochondrial outer membrane. Gene Ontology annotation, molecular function: transmembrane protein transporter activity. The record is from RefSeq and is a predicted model, not a curated record.
AGGCCAAGGCGUGGGGCGGGAGGAGGGCGCCCCGGGCUUGGCGGCGCUGCGUGCCUUACCGUGGACCUCUGCCGGUUGGCCGCCGGGAGCGGCGGUGUGGGAUUAGCGAGACCCCGUUCAAUCUCCAGGCACUGGGCGGUGAACCACCUCCCCGAGCAUGGGCAACGUAUUUGCGGCUGGCUCACCCGUGCCCGGCGCCGGCGCCGGCUUCUCAGUGCCGCCAGGGUUCGCGGUGCCGCCGGUAUCGGGCCCGGAGCAGCAGCGGGCGGCGGCGGCGGGGAUCGGGCCUGCGACCGGUAACGGGAGCGGAGCCGGCGCUGUCGGCGGACUCCCGAACCCCGGCACCUUCGAGGAGUGUCACCGCAAGUGCAAAGAGCUCUUCCCGAUCCAGAUGGAGGGAGUGAAGCUCAUCGUCAACAAGGGACUGAGUAAUCAUUUCCAGGUCAAUCACACCGUCUCUCUCAGCACAAUGGCGGAGUCCAGCUAUCAUUUCGGAGCCACGUACGUCGGCAGCAAACAGAUUAGUCCAACUGAGGCGUUUCCAGUGUUGGUUGGCGACAUGGACAACACGGGCAGCCUCAACGCACAGGUGAUCCAUCAGGUCACCAACAGAGUCCGCUCCAAAGUGGUGCUGCAGACGCAACAGUCGAAGUUCAUUAACUGGCAGGUGGACUCAGAGUAUCGGGGUGAGGAUUACACAGCGACAUUAACCCUUGGGAACCCUGACAUUCUCCUUGGCUCAGGGAUCAUGGUGGCGCACUUUCUGCAGAGUAUUACUCCUCGCCUGGCACUCGGGGCCGAGUUAGUUUAUCAUCGUCGACCUGGUGAGGAAGGGGCGGUGAUGUCAGUUGCCGGCCGGUACACAGGCAGUAACUGGAUUGGGACACUGACCCUGAACCCAGCAGGAGGACAUGCUACGUACUACCACAAAGCUAAUGAGCAGUUACAGGUGGGUGUGGAGCUAGAGGCCAGUCUCCGCAUGCAGGAAACCAACGUCACCUUUGGCUACCAGCUGGACUUACCAAAGGCCAACCUACUGUUUAAAGGUUCCUUGGACAGUAACUGGGUGGUAGGCGCCACCUUGGAGAAGAAAUUGGUGCCCCUGCCCCUGACACUGGCUCUGGGAGCCUUCCUCAACCACAGGAAGAGCAAGUUCCAGUGUGGCUUCGGUCUGACGAUUGGCUAGUCCUGGGGCCCCCACCCGCUGCACACAGACGAGGAGGGAAACAAUGGACGUUUUUAUAUUUUACUGGAAUGUACAGAGACCUUGUUUUCCAAGGGUCCCGUCUUCGGUGGUCCAGGGCGGGGGACAGAGGAGUGGGGGGCCAGGGAUGCAAGGUCUCUCCUGUCAUCCCCUAGAGAUGCGACUGACGUUGGUCUCUCAGUACAUUAGGUUGUGGGGGGAGGCAGAGGGAGGUGGGAGAGACUGCUCCACCCCUCCACCCCACUCAUCUGUGGGGUGCGUUAAAUCCUGGGGUCGUCUCUUGGUUUGAAUUCACUUGUUCUCGUUCAAUCCCUUCCCCUCUCCUUCCUCUUGCUUUUAACAAACGGUUCCCCGGUCUUACCAGGUCCCAAGAGGUGGUGGCCUCUGCUCUCCUGGGCCUUCUCUCUGACCUCUGCCCACAGCGGCCAAUGUACAGAGUGUGGCCCUGUCACUGCAGGGACGUGUGCAUGGAAAUCAUGUUUCAUAACGUAACCCACACCAGACAUGUUCCUCUUUCGUUUUUUUUGCAAACGAGAUUGUGCAUUUACUCUGUUAAUAAACCAAAUGGAGCCACAGUCCCCAGGACCCAGGACUGUGUGUCUGCCAUACA